Molecule: messenger RNA, 3608 nt
Organism: Lethenteron reissneri (Far Eastern brook lamprey)
Lineage: Eukaryota; Metazoa; Chordata; Hyperoartia; Petromyzontiformes; Petromyzontidae
Gene: CFAP210
Product: cilia and flagella associated protein 210
Cellular component (GO): axonemal microtubule
Source: RefSeq, a predicted model, not a curated record
CCACGCGCAAACAUCGCUCCCCCAUCAACAACAACCACCAACCACCACCAACCACAUCGAUCUUACACUCGUCGUUGUUGUCGUUGUUGUUGUCGUUGUUGUUGUUUCUACUCCUCGUUGUUGUUGUUGUUGCUGUAACAAAGCCGACGACAUCUGCUCGGUGCUUGGCAAUUCGUGUAUUUAUUAGGCUCGCGUUUGAAGUUUAAAGCCGUCGGCGCAGCCAUCGAUGUCGAUGUCACGUGGAGGAGGAAUGAAGGGAGCUCUGGUCUCAACAAGAGCACCGGACCACGGCUCCCUGUCUCUCCCGCCUCCGGGUCGCAGCCUGCCGACCCUCGGUCACGACCUCAACCAGGUGAUCGUGCUGCCCCGGGCAGAGUGGGAGCGCAUCGAGGGCAGCCUGAAGAGACGCGAGAUCCAGGAGGAGAUGGAACGCGCUGCCCGGGAAGAGAGGGCAGCCAUGCUCGCUCGCUCGAAAGAGAUAACUCAAAAGUGGACCAACACUCUGGAGGCUCAGCGGGACCAGAAGCUGGCGGCGUUCACGCUGCGCAAGGAGCAAGAGGAGGAAGCGCGGAAGCGCCUGGACGUGGAGGAAGCGAAGUUCCAGGCGGAGCAGCGGCGCCAGGCCCUGGAGAGGGCGCGCACGCUGCAGUACCACCAGACGGAGCGAGUCCGCGGCUUACAUAGCGCCCUGCAGCUCACGGAGACGCUGAAGGAGCGGGAGGCGCAGCUGGAGCUGAAGGGCCGGGUGGAGUCGGCGCGCCGCUCCCGGGAGCGCGACUGGGUGCAGGCGUCGAGCCGCGAGCGCGAGGAGGCGCAGCGCGAGGAGGAGCGCCGCGCCGCCGAGAGAGCCGAGGUGGCAGCGCGCAUCGCGGAGGCUCAGAAGCAGCAGGUGGAGGAGCAGCGACGCGAGGUGGAGCGAGCCCUGAUGGAGGCGCGAGAGGAGACGCGCGAGAUGGAGCGACUCGCUCGCACUCACAUGUGGGAGCAGCGCGUCGUGCGCGAGUUACGCGAGCGCGACAAGAAGGACAUCAUGAAGGCGCACAGGGAACACAUGGCAGUUAAAGAGAGCCUGAGAGCGAAGGAGCAAGAGCGCCAGGCGGAGGAGGACAAGCGAAUUCGCGUUCACUCUGCGGCCAAGCACAAGAUCAACCUGCUGAAGCGACAAAAGGAGGAAGAGAUACUGCGGGAGCAGCUGGCGCAGCGGGAGCGCGCUACCGAGCUGCUGGCGGCACACAUUCAGCAACGCGUGAACGACGAGGACGAGCGGGUGGCACGCGCCGUGGCCGAGCAGGACGCGCAUUGCGAGCAGGAGCAGCGCAAGAAGGACGAGAGGGCGCAGGCAGCACGGCUCUCCAUCGCUCAGCACCGGCAGCAGACGAUGAAGGAGAAGGCAGCUGAGCAGCGUGCCGAGCGGCAGCGUGCGCUGGAAGAGCUGCGCGCCCGCACGGAGGCCGACCUCCUGUUUGCCGAGAGCCAGCGGCUCAAGGAGCAGCACCUGGCGGAGGAGUCGCGCCAGCUCAAAGACGUCCACGUGGAGCAAAUGACCCGGCGCCGUGCGGCGGAGGAGGCGGCGCGGCGCGAGAGCCGGUCUCGCGAGCGGCGCGACGCCGAGCUUGCUGCCGAGGAGGAGCGACGCUUCCAGGAGUACGCGCUACGCGUCAUCGACGCGGCGCGCACUGGCGGCCGCAACCCCCUGCCGCUGGUCCGAGCGGCCGCAGCGGGGGGACAGGGCCCCCCGCUGCCCGGGCGCGGCGCCAUUCGUGCCGACGCGCAGGAGGUGAAGGAGCUCUACAGCAGCGGAGACGUGGCACAGGACAAGAAGAGGCUGGGCUUCGUGUGGUAGGGGUUGGGGAGGGGGACGAUGUCCACAAUGUCCACUCUGAGCCCGCGUAUUCGGUGUCGGGAGUGAGACGAUCGCUCGUUAAGAUGCGUCAUGGCACUGGGACCGCACGGGUUGGGUUCAGUGGCCGUUAAUACAAAAUCCAUCAAGUGAACGUUCCUUUUCGUGUUAUGCUCCUUUUACGAGCAAACGGGAAAAUUCACACUUGAGGUGUUUUAUGGAAUCAGCCACUGGGUUUGAAUUCAGCCGGACCACCCAUGAUUUCACGAGAUUUUUCGCGUGUGCCGAGUUGAUGGUCUCAGCCCAUUCGCUGAUUAAUACAGUCAAAUCAAAUUAGAAUCUGCGCCAUUUGGUCAAAUUCAAUUCUCGGGGAUAAAAAUGUAUGAAGUCAAAAUUAAUAGCUGAAUAUCGAGUGGCAAACCAUGAUUCACAGAGCAUGAAGCGGUCUCACUGAGAGUCCAGAGAAAUAGUCAGAGGUCGACGGGUGGUCUUCCAGGUACGUUCGUUGAAGUGAUGUGAUGCAGCGCUUCGGAGCUCAGCAAAAAUACGUGUUCACCUAAUGACCACAUUACUCCCAACAGCACAAACGGAACAUAACUGAUGAUAAAUCAAAUAAAAAGUCUAAUUGUGAUAUUAUUUGUCUGCGAAUGUGAUUUUCUCCGAGAUGUUGUUGCAGAGCACUUGCAAACUGUAUUUAAUGUCAGUUUGCUGGACAAUUCAUAGACACAUUGGUUAUUUCGGUAGGCUUAUUUUCAAAUGAAGUGUAGAGGCGAGCCAUCACGGCUCACAAAGCAUCUCAUUGUGUUCACGGUUUAGGCACGCGUCGUCGCACUGUACAGUGUGGGGUGGUGACACACGGCCUGUCCGGCUCUCACAGCAAGAUACAAGAGUAAAAAACCCUCAAAUGGUUAAAACCCAAUCUUGAUGGGAGUGCAUGAACCAAACAAAUCAAAUAUGUUUUCCUUUAAUGGUCGUGUGCAAAGUCUGCUUGUCUAAUAAACGCAUCAAUAACAAUGCAAGUCUUGUGAUAUCAGAUGAACGCAUUGUUUUAAUAUGCAUAAAUAUGGCUUCAUUGCUCUUCAAACCAAGUUAAAUAAUCGCCUUGUGAAUGUUCCAUAGGGAGAUGCCACCCACGUGCCAAAUACGGUAUUGUGGUGUGGUAGAGUAUGACCGUGGACAAACUUUUGUAGUUAAGCAACCGGCUGAUGUCAGGUUCAUCCAUGUGUGGAUUAAAAGGCUGCAUUAAAAAAUAUAUAUUUACCCAGUUCUUACUGUGUAUAUCAAAUGGAUCUGAACAGCUGAUUCCACGAAAAGACUGUUAUACGGUACUUAUGUAAUGAGAGAGCGCCAUCCAGGGGGCACCAUGAUGUCAUCGGCAUCCAAUCCGAAGGGGGGAUAUGAUCGGGCCAGAGAGGACGGGCGGGGUUGCUGAGAGAAGUUCGGAAACCCUCGAGAAGGUUCCGCCAGAGGCAGGGCUUAGCUCCGCCGAGGAGGAUAUAAGGGGGAUCAGGGGCAAGGCUCGAGGUCGGUGUGGGAAGACUGGGGUUCCAGACCGCCACGUGACGGAUCCUUCCUCGGAGCUCCCCUCCGCUUCCAGCGCGCCGUCAGCCGGCGGCGAGGCCGGGAGAGCGGAGUGAGCCUCGUGGGAGCUCGGAGAGAGAGGAGGAACGACGCUUCGUCCACGGGGUUGGAAGAGGGACACCACCGGAGAGGGAAAAGCGAAGCCGUGCGCUGUAACAUCGUAAAAUAAAGCAGCACCAAACAAGAA